Messenger RNA from Mirounga angustirostris (Northern elephant seal), 7822 nucleotides. It is a transcript of the gene MTMR4, whose product is annotated as myotubularin related protein 4. The record is from RefSeq and is a predicted model, not a curated record. Gene Ontology annotation, cellular component: cytoplasm; membrane. Gene Ontology annotation, biological process: phosphatidylinositol dephosphorylation; regulation of autophagy. Bases 2082 to 5711 code for a protein of 1209 amino acids. The transcript has 20 exons. NCBI's taxonomy places the organism in Eukaryota, Metazoa, Chordata, Mammalia, Carnivora, Phocidae. Gene Ontology annotation, molecular function: phosphatidylinositol-3-phosphate phosphatase activity; phosphatidylinositol-3,5-bisphosphate 3-phosphatase activity; metal ion binding.
CCUCCCUCCAUUUCCCUGAGGCUGCGUGCCAGUGGGCGGUGAGGCAGCACCUCUGGCUUGCCUCUUGCUGGCUCCCCCGUGAGGACGGGUGGGCUGUGAUCAGGGAGGCUGGCAGGACCACAGAUGGAGGCUUUUAUCCCCGCGGCCUUCCGCAGGGCACUGCUGGACUGCUCCUGAGCUCGGAUAGCAGGCAUGAAAGAAAGUGUCAGUAAAACCUGGGCCUGGCUCCCGAAGUGGGCCAAGGAGGCCCAUCCUGAAUUUCUGUUGCUUGGGCCCAUUUGACAGUAAGAAGCAGACAGCCAGGACCCUCACCACAGUAGAAUGGGAACCCCUUACCUAACCCCGGAGAACUCGGAGGAGGAGGCAGUGAGAUGAAAAGAGAGCGGAGAGUUGCAGGCCCUUGCUCUGGCUGUAUCUUUUCAGUUUCUUCAAGUGUCCCCUGUGCAGGUUAAGGAAUUCAGUUGGUGAGAGGACCUCUCCUUCCCUCCGCAGGCAUGUGGGUAUGUGGUUCUGGUCUCUUCCUAGAAAGCCUGCUGGUCUUGGUCCCCACCCACUAAUAGCCCCCUUCCUUUUUUCUUCUGUGACUUUCCGAAAGGACCAUGGGCUUCAGAGUUAGCCGAGUCUAUUUUUGAAUCCUAGCACCACCAUUUAAAUAGCUUAGGUAACUCGCAUAUUUUCUUUCUAAGCCUGACCUCUCACCAGCAAAACAGGUUAAUUCUUGGAGAGUUGAAAGGUUUUAGUGAGGGGCGCCUGGGUGGCUCAGUCGUUAGGCGUCUGCUUUGGCUCAGGUCAUGAUCCCGGGGUCCUGGGAUCGAGCCCCGCAUCAGGCUCCCUGCUCUGCAGGAAGCCUGCUUCUCCCUCUCCCACUCCCCCUGCUUGUGUUCCCUCUCUCUCUCUGUCAAAUAAAUAAAUAAAAUCUUAAAAAAAAAAAAAAGAAAGGUUUUAGUGAGAUAAUGUUUGAAACCUGUCUGGCUCAUAGUAGAUGCUUAAUACAAUGUCAGGUUUUCUCCUAUUUCCCCCCCCCACCCCCAAAGCAAAACCAAAGCCCUGGUUUCUGCAAGUUACCAGGCACAGGAAGUGUGGGGUUCUGACCAGCAACUUCUGUGAUUCUUGAUGACACGUUGAGCCUCACUGUUCCUUAUUCCUUGGCCCUCUACCCAACUCCCUCCAUACCCUACUCUUUGUUUUUGCAUAGCUUUUGUGGUCUGUAGUUCCAGUCUUCUCUUUCCCAGCCUAAAAAAUUCUUCUCCAAGAAGGACUUUCUUAUCCAGACUUCAGAGGAUGUGAAACAAAGGGAGAUGGAGCUGAAGGAGUAGGGUUGGGCAGGGGCCAUGGAAUAAAAACACUUAGAGAACUUCCCUUUCAGGAGUGUGGUGUGACCAACCUGGCAUAGACCAGUGUCUGUUCUAAGGGGCAAAAAAAGGGAGUGCGAUUUAGUGACGUCAGGGAUUGGAGGACACUGGUGGACAGGGGUUUGGCGGGUGGUGGUUUUAGGGAAAAGAGGAAGCCUUGAAACCGUAGGUGGGCUUUAUCUUGGGAAUUCAGGACAGGCACUGGGGGAACUCAGUGGGGAGAGCAUGGGGACAGAGGGUGAAAAGAGGGGUGUGGGCCGGCUCACCUGAGAAUAUGGGAAAUGAAAAGAUGUAGGAGGGCUUGCCUCACCCUCUCACGCGGUCUGGGGGCAGUCCCGCAGCCCAGACUGCGAAAGCCCCCACACGUCCCCUGAGGACGCCCUCGCACGCCGCCGAGGGGCCGCGAGGAGGGAGGAGCCUGGAGCCGUGGGCGGGGCCGAGAGGAUCCGCCCCCCACGCCCCUCCUCGCGCGGCCCCGGGCGCUCCCCUCGUCCGGCUCCCCUCCCUUCCGCGCUCGUGCCGGAGGGCGGAGCCGGGCUCGCUCCAUUGUGGACAGGAGGGAAGAGGCGCGCGGGAGCCGAGCCGAGGCCCCGCCGCCAGCGCGCUCGCCUCCUGGUCGCCGCGGCUGCACCUGGCGGGCCCCGCAGCCGGGAUGCGGCGGGCGCCCGGCUCUGGCGGGCAGCGCAGCGGCUCCGGGGACAUGUGCGCUGGCCCAGACCGCCCGCGACCAUGAGCCUGACCGCCCGCGUCUCCUGCUCCAUGCUCAGCUGCUUCGGUGAGGAGGGGCCCCCCAGCCUGGAGUACAUCCAAGCCAAGGAUCUGUUCCCCCCCAAGGAACUAGUGAAAGAGGAGGAGAACCUGCAGGUGCCCUUUACAGUGCUGCAGGGUGAGGGAGUGGAGUUCUUGGGCCGGGCAGCCGAUGCCCUCAUUGCCAUCUCCAACUACCGGCUGCAUAUCAAGUUCAAAGAUUCUGUCAUCAACGUCCCCCUCCGGAUGAUUGACAGUGUGGAGAGCCGUGAUAUGUUCCAGUUGCACAUUGCCUGCAAGGACUCCAAGGUGGUGAGGUGCCACUUCUCCACUUUCAAGCAGUGCCAAGAGUGGCUGUCACGGCUAAGCCGGGCCACCGCGAGACCUGCCAAGCCUGAAGACCUCUUUGCCUUCGCCUACCAUGCCUGGUGCCUGGGGCUGACAGAGGAGGACCAGCAUACCCACCUGUGUCAGCCAGGAGAGCACAUACGAUGUCGGCAGGAGGCUGAGCUCACGAGGAUGGGCUUUGAUCUGCAGAAUGUCUGGAGAGUCUCCCACAUCAACAGCAACUACAAAUUGUGCCCCAGUUACCCCCAGAAGCUGCUGGUUCCUGUGUGGAUCACAGACAAAGAGCUGGAGAAUGUGGCUUCCUUCCGCUCCUGGAAGCGGAUCCCCGUGGUUGUGUAUAGACACCUGCGCAACGGGGCUGCAAUCGCCCGCUGCAGCCAGCCGGAGAUCAGCUGGUGGGGCUGGCGCAAUGCCGAUGAUGAGUACCUGGUCACGUCCAUCGCCAAAGCCUGUGCCCUGGACCCGGGGACAAGGGCCACUGGGGGCUCCCUCAGCACUGGGAAUAGUGAUGCCAGCGAGGGAUGUGACACUGACUUCGAUUCCUCCUUGACUGCAUGCUCUGGAGUGGAGAGCACAGCGGCCCCCCAGAAGCUGCUGAUCCUGGACGCUCGAUCCUACACGGCGGCAGUGGCCAACCGGGCCAAGGGUGGAGGCUGUGAGUGCGAAGAAUACUACCCCAACUGUGAGGUUGUGUUCAUGGGAAUGGCCAACAUCCAUGCCAUCCGGAACAGCUUCCAGUACCUCCGGGCUGUGUGUAGCCAGAUGCCGGAUCCCAGCAACUGGUUGUCGGCCCUGGAGAGCACCAAAUGGCUGCAGCACUUGUCGGUGAUGCUCAAGGCAGCCGUGCUCGUGGCUAAUACCGUGGACCGGGAAGGCCGGCCCGUGUUGGUGCACUGCUCGGAUGGCUGGGACCGGACGCCACAGAUCGUAGCCCUGGCCAAGAUACUACUGGACCCAUAUUACAGGACGCUGGAGGGCUUCCAAGUUUUAGUAGAGUCUGACUGGCUAGAUUUUGGGCACAAGUUUGGAGAUCGCUGCGGCCACCAGGAGAAUGCAGAGGACCAAAAUGAGCAAUGCCCGGUGUUCCUCCAGUGGCUUGAUUCUGUUCAUCAGCUGCUCAAGCAGUUUCCCUGCCUGUUUGAGUUUAAUGAAGCAUUCCUGGUCAAGCUGGUGCAGCACACGUACUCCUGCCUCUAUGGCACGUUCCUGGCCAACAACCCCUGUGAGCGAGAGAAGCGCAACAUCUACAAGCGGACCUGCUCUGUGUGGGCUCUCCUGCGAGCUGGCAAUAAGAACUUCCAUAACUUCCUCUACACACCUGGCUCCGACAUGGUCCUGCAUCCUGUGUGUCACGUCCGGGCCCUGCACCUCUGGACAGCUGUUUAUUUGCCAGCAUCAUCUCCAUGUCCGCUCGGGGAGGAGACCAUGGACCUUUACCUUUCCCCGGUGGCUCAGAGCCAGGAGUUUUCGGGCCGCUCUCUGGACAGAUUACCUAAAACCAGAUCUAUGGAUGAUCUGCUUUCUGCCUGCGAUACAAGCAGCCCCCUGACUCGCACAUCCAGUGACCCGAACCUCAAUAACCACUGUCAGGAGGCCAGAGUAGGCCUGGAGCCCUGGCAUAGCAAUCCUGAGGAAUCCGAGACCUUCGUGGAAUCUGGGGCAGGAGGUCCUCAGCAGACUGCAGGAGAAAUGGGUCUUCCUUCCCCUCUGCCCAGCAGCCAGAAAGACUACUUGAGCAAUAAACCCUUCAAGAGUCACAGAAGCUGUUCUCCAAGUUACAAACUGCUUAGUACUGCAGUGCCUCAGGAGAUGAAGAGCAACAUCUCUGAUCCUGAGAUCAAAGUCCUGGAAGAGACUAAGGCACCAGCUCCAGACCCUCCUGCCCACAGUGAGCUGAGCAGGACUUUAGAUGGCACGGAGCAGCCACCUGAACCUUGUCCUGAAAAAGCAGCUGUCCAUGCACUCUCUGAAGUUGGUUCCAACAAGUGUCAUGGAGUUUGUGAUUUUCCUGAGUCUUCCCAGGACUCCUUGACAGGUGCCCCCCAACGGGCCCUGCUGGAUUCCAUGCUAGGUGUGCCCUCCAGAUGUGCUCCAGAUCACAGUCUGGGCACCCUUUGCAACCCACCGAGUGCUACCUGCCAGACUCCUCCAGAGCCAAGCACUGACUUCCUCAGCCAAGAUCCCCCGGGGUCUGUGGCAAGCAUCUCCCACCAGGAACAGCCCAGUUCUGUGCCAGAUCUGAUUCAUAAGGAGGAAUACGCUGGCAAAAGAGGGAAUAAUAGGAAUGGGCCGUUACUGGAAAAUCCUCGCUUUGGGAAAGUGCCACUGGAAUUGGCCCGAAAGCCAAUUUCUCAGAGCCAGAUCAGUGAAUUCUCUUUUUUAGGAUCCAACUGGGACAGCUUCCAAGGAAUGGUGACUUCAUUCCCAAGUGGGGAGACCACCCCUCGGCGGCUGCUUUCCUAUGGCUGUUGUAGCAAGAGGUCAAGCAACAAGCAGGUGCGGGCAACAGGGCCCUGCUUUGGGGGCCAGUGGGCUCAGAGAGAAGGGGUGAAGUCACCAGUCUGUUCUAGUCAUUCCAAUGGACACUGUACUGGUCCAGGAGGAAAAAAUAACCGGAUGUGGUUGUCCGGUCAUCCAAAGCAGGUCUCCAGCACAAAGCCUGUUCCACUGAGCUGCCCUUCUCCAGUGCCUCCGCUCUACCUGGAUGAUGAUGGACUCCCCUUUCCCACGGAUGUGAUCCAACAUAGAUUACGGCAAAUUGAAGCAGGGUACAAGCAAGAGGUGGAGCAGCUACGUCGACAAGUGCGUGAGCUUCAGAUGAGGCUGGACAUCCGUCACUGCUGUGCCCCUCCAGCAGAGCCCCCCAUGGACUAUGAGGAUGAUUUUACAUGUUUGAAGGAGUCAGAUGGCAGUGAUACAGAAGAUUUUGGCUCUGAUCACAGUGAGGACUGCCUUUCAGAAGCAAGCUGGGAACCUGUUGAUAAGAAAGAGACUGAGGUGACUCGCUGGGUUCCAGACCAUAUGGCAUCACAUUGCUAUAACUGUGACUGUGAAUUCUGGUUGGCCAAACGAAGACACCAUUGCAGAAAUUGUGGGAAUGUGUUUUGUGCUGGCUGCUGCCACCUGAAGUUGCCCAUUCCUGAUCAACAACUCUAUGACCCAGUUCUCGUCUGUAACUCAUGUUACGAACACAUCCAAGUAUCUCGUGCCAGGGAACUCAUGAGCCAACAUCUGAAGAAACCCAUUGCUACAGCUUCCAGCUGAAUGCCAGAGGAGAUGACCUGUCCAAUUUUAGCAGGUUUGAAGGGAGGAUCUGCUUCAGGUGUAGCUUUGAAGGUUCCUUGGUGUGGGUCAUGAAAUCACAGAGCUCAAAGAUACCAUCUUGAGAAAUCCUCCUUGGUACCAUGAGACUGGAGCAGAGGAAUUCCAAUUUGGCAGGAGGUCUUCUACUGGUGAGACCCUCACCUUGGGGUAAUGGUCCUGGAUCCAGACCCAGAGUCUGGAAGCUUAAUGUUGAGUUGGUGACUCCCGCUUUUCUCCUGGGGGUCACAAGAUGAUGAUUUCAUAGAUACUGCCUGAUGAUGUGCCCCAAACAGCAAUAGAGAGACAUAUGUAUAACCAAACUCCAAGUGAUAAACAGAUCCAUCUCUCCUCCACCUGGAAAAAAGCAGAUUCUAGUAUAUAAGAUAGGAAUUCUAUCCUAUUUGAAAUGAACUAUAACCUGUUCCUCUGUGCUCUGUGUCUGUGCAUGAAGGCUCAGUUUUAGAGGCACUCCCUCUAGUUGCAGUAGUUCUGUCUUUCUGUGGAGUUUGGUUUAAAGACUGGUUCAGCAAGUGGAGGUUUUGCUGUAUUUUUUCACUUGGCUCAUCAGCCAGCAUCAGUGAAUACUCAGUUUAGAGGGACAGUUCUAAGGAGUGAGACAUUUUUGGGAGCAGAGGAAAACUCUGCUGAUGUUCGGUUCUGGCAAAAGUCAGUUAUUUUGAGCUGUGAAGGCAGUAGUCUCUGUUACUCAGUGGCAGCUCUUAAGGUAUGCACUGUGAAGAAUGAGAAGGGAAAAGCAGAAAUGAUCCUUGUCAAAUAUUUGCUGAUUGUGCCCGCCCUUUGCGCCUGACUUUUCCUAGUUGUCCUGGUGCUAACACAGGAGUUACACCUUGAUCCUCUCCUGGCAUGAAAAUAAAACAAUGGUUUUCUUUUUGUUGUUGUUCCAUUGCCCACUUCCCUCAUGUUGUCUUUCCCUUGGCUGCUGCCUCCUCUGGGUCACACUGCUUCUUAUCCUGAACACUUGACACCUUGAGGGUAGAAUUUAGCAUUUGGUUUUUACCUCCUAGAAUAUGCUGUUUGGUAUGUGAGGGUUUCAGUACAAAUGCUGCUGUCUAUUUCUGUGCACUUAACAAUGGAACCCAAACAGAAGAGAAUAAAGCCUUGAUACCAAAAUUGGGAGAGAAAAUGUGUCCAUUUGGACCAAACAUUGGUUUUUUUCGUUGUUGUUUUGUUUUGUUUCAUCUUAAUAUGUACCAGUGGCACUUAACCAAAAGAUACAGUGACAUAGCCAUGUACUUUGGUUGGGACAGAUAUAGUCUCCUUGACCUGUAAUGAAACCACUAGUAUUUCCUUUAUACAUUUUCCUUAAUCCAUUGGUGUAUAAAAGGUAAAUUACACUUAGGCUUACUUACCCUGUUUUAAAACUAUGGUAGCUGUCUGUCUAACUGCUACUUUCAUGUUGCUUCCUAGAAAAAAAAAAAAUUCAUUUGAAAAUAACUAGGAUCUGCAUUUAGAACAAGAAUUGUUACUUGUCCUGACCUUUUCUUCAGUCCUACAGAGAAGCAUCUGUGCUUUUAUACUUGUCAUGGAUGUAACCUAAAAAGUUUUGGCGUAUUUAGGUCAGCCUAGCAGAACUUUUUUUUUUGUUUAAAUGGAGUUGAAUAAUGGAGAUUUGUGUCUGGGAAAUUCCUGAGAUCACUGAAAAAGUAACAAACUAUUCCUUGUCUCUGAUAUGUAAAAUUCUCCUAAGCAUUUUCUCAAUCAUUAAAAUUUACUGCCAGUUGCGAGUGGCUUUUUAAUUAAAUUGACUUUCAUUGCACUUCACUCUGCCCAUUUUCAGGGGGAGUAAGACUGGUAACAUUUGAGGAGACUCUAUCUGUCUACUUUUGUGUGGCUGUUUUGAGGGACUGUCCCAUCAGUGAACAUACUGCAUGGCCUUGGAGAGAGACUCUGGGCUCUCAGCUCAGAUGUAUUCAUCAAAUACUCCUUUCAGAGCUCUUGUGGGUGUAAGUGACAUGAUGUGGCCAAAAAUCCAAACUGUGCAGUUGCGUUGUGACAAACAUGCAAUGUGCUGUAAAAACUCAAUACAAUUUAAAUAAAAUCUCUAUAUUAGU